Molecule: messenger RNA, 3000 nt
Organism: Pelodiscus sinensis (Chinese soft-shelled turtle)
Lineage: Eukaryota; Metazoa; Chordata; Testudines; Trionychidae
Source: RefSeq, a predicted model, not a curated record
CAGAGCCGCUGACAGUUCCUGAUUCCUGGGCUGCUGAGAGCCCUGCAGCCCGUCAGCGAGCGACAGAGCCCGGUGCGGGACACCCGGGCCGACCCCCCACCCCCCCGGCACCAUGACGCCCAGAGGCCUGUGCACGGCAGCCCUGUGCCUGGCUCUCCUGAUGCUGCUGACCACAGCUCAAAAUACCACUACGAACCCAGCUUCCUCCAAUGGCACAACCAGCCCGGUGACAUCAACGUCCUCAUCAUCAACCAGCAACACGAUCCCUUCCACGUCUCCUGGUGACACGAGCACCCUGGCAUCUCCUGGUGACACGAGCACCCUGGGGCCUCCUGUUGACAUGAGCACCUCGGGGCCUCCUAGUGACACGACCCUUCUGGCAUCUCCUGGUGAUACGAGCACCCUAGCACCUCCUGUUGACAUGAGCACCCUGGCAUCUCCUGGUGACACGAGCACCCUGGGGCCUCCUGUUGACAUGAGCACCUCGGGGCCUCCUAGUGACACGACCCUUCUGGCAUCUCCUGGUGAUAUGAGCACCCUAGCAGCUCCUGGUGACAUGAGCACCCUGGCGCCUCCUGGUGACACGAGCAACCCGGGGCCUCCUAGUGACACGACCACCCUGGCAUCUCCUGGUGACACGAGCACCCUGGCAUCUCCUGGUGAUACGAGCACCCCGGCACAGCCUGGCCACCCGGAACCUGCUGUUGACACGACCACCCUGGCGCCUUCUAGUGACACAACAACCUCGGCACCUCCUAGUGACACGACCACCCCGGCAUCUCCUGGUGACACGAGCACCCCGGCAUCUCCUGGUGACACGAGCAACCCGGGGGCUCCUAGUGACACGACCACCCCGGCAUCUCCUGGUGACAUGAGCACCCUGGCGCCUCCUGUUGACACGAGCACCCCAGGGCCUCCUGGUGACACGAGCACCCUGGCAUCUCCUGUUGACACAAGCACCUCGGGGCCUCCUAGUGACACGACCACCCCGGCGCCUCCUGUUGACACGACCACCCUGGCGUCUCCUGUUGACACAACCACUCUGGCGCCUCCUAGUGACACAACCACCCCGGCGUCUCCUGUUGACACAACCGUCCCGGCGCCUCCUAAUGACACAAACACCCCAGCGUCUCCUGUUGACACAACCACCACGGUGCCGCCUGUUGACACAAAUACCCCGGCGUCUCCUGUUGACACGAACACCCCGGCGCCUCCUAGUGACACAACCACCCCGGCGUCUCCUGUUGACACAACCGUCCCGGCGCCUCCUAAUGACACAAACACCCCAGCGUCUCCUGUUGACACAACCACCCCGGCGGCUCCUAGUGACACAACCACACCGGUACUUCCUGUUGACACUACUACCCUGGUACCUCCUAGUGACACAACUACCCUCACACCUUCCAGUGACACAACCACUCCAGUGCCUCCUGUUGACACGAGCACCCUGGCGCCUCGUAGUGACACAACCACCCCGGCGCUGCCUGUUGACACGAACACCCCGGCAUCUCCUGUUGAGACAACCACCCUGGUGCCUCCUAAUGACACAACCACCCCGGUGUCUCCUGUCAACAGAACCAUACCGGCGCCUGCAGUCGACACAACCCCCCCGGCACAGCCUGGCACCGUGAUCCUUCUUUUCUCGCUGUCGUUCCGCAUUGUGAACAAGAACUUCAACGACUCCCUUCUCAACCCUGUUUCCAGUUACUACCUGGCUCUGGAGGGCGUAAUCAAGGCCAUGUACCUGCAGGUCUAUGGCUGCGCAGACUGUCCCAACGGGCAGAACUACCAGGGAUUCACCGAUCUGGGGUUCAGCCCGGGCUCGGUGGUGGCAGCCUCCGUUCUGCUGUACGGAGCGAGCAACAGCAGCAUCAACGACACCGACAUUAAGCAGCAGCUGGAGAAGGGUCUGGAGAGCAAUAAAACCGUCGGGCUCCAGCUGGAGGGUAUCAACGCCACUUUUAUCGGCUCCACUUCAUCCACCCCGGCGCCCGACCCCCUGGUGCCCGGCUGGGGCAUCGCCCUGCUGGUCCUGGGCUGCGUCGCACUGGUGCUGAUCCUCCUCGUCCUCAUCCUUCUGAUCGUCUGCUCGUGCCUCAGGAGGAGCCGUGGGAAGCUGGAGCUGCUGAGCGCACACACCUCGUAUGGGCCCACGAGCGAGUCCCCCACCUACUACACCCACGGGCGCUUCAAUGCCCCCGGCCCGAAGCAGAACCCCUACAGCCACAUGUACACCGGCAACGGCAACAACGCCUUCUACACCAACCCGGCCGCGUCGUCGUAGGAUCGCCGGGGCGCCGCCCCACGGGCUCCAGCAUCCCCCCGAGCUUCCUGCAGCUGGACUCCAGGGGCCAGGCGCCCACAAACGGCCCUGGGCAGGGGGCUGCUGCCAUGGGGCAGGUGGGGGAGGAGUCAGGGAGCAGGUCGGGGGGUGUCAGCUCUGGGGAAUCCCCCCCACCCUGCAGCCCUUGGCCCUGGGGGGGGCUGCUCCGGCUCCCAUUGGGCCCAGCAAUAAUGGGGGAUGGGGCAAAUUCCUGCCUUGCUGCGUGGGGGAGGGAAAAGGGGCUGCCCCAUACGUCCUGCCAACCGGCCUGGGCAGAGCAGGGAGCACGGCAGCGCCUCCCCAGGGAGCCCCCCAUACUGCCGAGCUCUGGGAGGGGCGUGUCCCUGCCCCCCCACACCCAGCUCCCCCCUGCUGCCGGGAGCUGGGCCCGAGCGCCGGGAGGCUGCCAGCAGCCGGAUUCGAACGCAGGGGAACUGGGUGAACAAGGCGACGGGGACCCCCAGCCCCAAGCGCCUCCUGCCACAAGCACUUGCCAAACGCCGUCUACUGCCAUGGGGCCCCGGGGCAGGGCUGGGCCGGGUGCGCGGCCCCGCUGGCCUGGGGCUGUUCUACUGGGACGGGGCCCGCAGGGCUGUGACGGCCCUGCCGCGACGGGGGGGACACAGGGCCCUCGGGGAUGGGCUGUAUUUAUAGGGAUUCGCAAUAAAGGGAUCUGU